Molecule: messenger RNA, 2193 nt
Organism: Anoplopoma fimbria (sablefish)
Lineage: Eukaryota; Metazoa; Chordata; Actinopteri; Perciformes; Anoplopomatidae
Product: deoxycytidylate deaminase-like
Biological process (GO): dUMP biosynthetic process; dTMP biosynthetic process
Cellular component (GO): cytoplasm
Molecular function (GO): dCMP deaminase activity; zinc ion binding
Source: RefSeq, a predicted model, not a curated record
UAUUAAGGAAGUGGUCUUUUAUUCUGAUAAGUACCAUGACCAACCGGAGAUGCAGGCUUCCAGAAAGCUGCUCACUAUGGCAGGCAUAGGAUCAAGGCAGUUCAUGCCCAAGAGGACUGAGAUUGUCAUUGAUUUUAAUUCCAUUAACCACCCUGGAAUGCUGAACAGCGAGACCAAGUGAAAAUGCAAACGGCUCACCUUGGGGAGCUGCUGAAUGAGGAGGGGGAAGUAGAGGCAGACUGACUAGAUUGAAAGGGACUUUGAUGCCUCUCUUCUGUAUGUCUUCUUGCCCCCUGCUUUGUCCAAAGAGAAACUGAAGGAUACCUUGACUUUGGCAUCUUUUCAUAUUCUGAUUAACUGGAUAUACAAGACAGUUUAAUUUGAUGCUUGGCCCUUUGUGGACGGCUGUGGCAGAAGGUCUUUCGAUGCUGCUUUCACACUUUUUUUCUUUUUCUUUUUAGAAAUCCCCUUUUGGGUUCAGGCGUACACAGGGACUCUGAACACACUUUUUCGAGUGUUUGAUUUUUAAAAAGUAUUUUGUGUUGUGAAUCUGAUCUUCUCUCGUCUGCCUGCUUAGGGGGGAAACCAGAAGUCAGUUUUAUUUUUUUUCCUCAUUCAAACAAGGUUCCAGAUUAGUGUAGAGGCACCUUGACAAUUAGUUCAUUUGACCUUUUCACAUUCACAGUGGAAGCUGCAUUCAGUCACGAUUUGGUUCAUCAAACCGGUCUGUCCAACCAGAAAGUAGCUGCUGUUACAGUUCAGCCUGUGUUCUACUGUUUAGUGAAGUAUUUCUUUAGACGGGCAUCUAAUAGUGUACUGCAGCCACCUCUGAGACCUCUGGUAACUAUUUCUUCAAGGCUUAUGCAAUAAUAGCUUUUAUUAAAUGACGAAGUAACACCAAUUUGUCAGACUAGAAGCAUUAAUGGAGCUGCUUUGUGAAUGGCACAAUUAUUCCAACAUUAGUGCCGUCCUUCUCUUACCUUUACACACGUUACUAGGUGCAUGAUAUGGUCGUUUUUUUUUUAUCUUUACUUUGUUUUAAUGACUAUUUUAUAAAAAAAAAUGCUGAAAGAUGUCAGUGUUGAGUUGGUGAGAAAAGGUUUCUGGAAUAUGUUUUUGUGGAAUAUCUUUCUUUUAACCGUGGUUACAUGAUGCAGCAGAUUCUGUUUAACACUAUUUUUAUAUAAGAUUAAUUUCAUAGUACCAAAGGGCUUUUAAAAACAUGUAUCUGUGUAUGGUAACAGUUUACUUUCCCUGUUCUACUGUCAACAUGCUGUUACGAGUGUAUGGGGGGGCUGUGUGUUUUAUUAGGUACAUUUUUGCUUUUACAUUGGUAACUGGGAAACACUUGUCAUCUAUCAUUUUUCUAUAACCAUCUCAGCCGUCGGUUCAGUUUAACUGAAUAAACUGCUGAACCACAUGAGCUUGUGUCCACUGUGUUCAUUAAUCUUGAAAAUACAUACGGUUCUAAACACUCUAAGGUAUGACACAAACAUACAGUUUGUCAUUCAUGGUAGGCAGUGUUCUAGGACAGUAGGUCCUUCUUUAUUGGUUUGUCAGCUUCUAGAAACUUCUAAACCGUAUGAAGUUUAGUGGGAAGUGAAGCCAAGGGCUAAAGCUUGAGUGAGCAGUAUUUGAUGUGGACCUUUAAAGGAAUGUUAAUAGUACUGCUCCAAAACUUUAACUUAUCAGUCUAAGGGUUAAGAAAGAAAUAGUAAUCUACCGGCGAUGUUCGCUUACAUGCAUGUGAUUGACCAACCCAGCAGCUUGUCAAUCACAUGCAUGUGUGUUAAUGCAGGUUUUAAAAAAAACAAAACAAGUCCAACAUCAGUGACAUGAAGGGAAACCAUCGGGUGCCUGAACAGAAAGGUUCACAAAUGUCUAUCCUUGGUUCUUUUGACAUUCCUUUCGAGUUAUGAUCUUUUGUUUCAUGGAACACUGAUUGCUCCUGAUGGUCAGACCAGCACUGUGAAUGGUAGCUAGCCGGAAGCUUCUGUGUGUGAAUAACAGACAGAUGUAAAGCGAGUUCAGUCUGAACCUACUGUAACACUGAAAGGCUUUCCUGCUCCGGUCCCAGUGCAAAAGCAGAAGGUUUCCAUUAAGGGUUAAACUCUGGAUCUUGCCCUUUUUGUUCUGGGUCAUUCCCUCACUCACCUGAUAUUCUCCACGCUGUACUUUUGAAAUAAAACACAA